This is a messenger RNA of Anoplopoma fimbria (sablefish), 4738 nucleotides long. RefSeq names its product rho/rac guanine nucleotide exchange factor (GEF) 18a (gene arhgef18a). The transcript is spliced from 21 exons. Gene Ontology annotation, molecular function: guanyl-nucleotide exchange factor activity. Gene Ontology annotation, cellular component: plasma membrane. NCBI's taxonomy places the organism in Eukaryota, Metazoa, Chordata, Actinopteri, Perciformes, Anoplopomatidae. Bases 370 to 3303 code for a protein of 977 amino acids. Gene Ontology annotation, biological process: regulation of Rho protein signal transduction. The record is from RefSeq and is a predicted model, not a curated record.
GGUGGAAACAUGUCUCCUGCAUUAGUUUAAAGUGUUGGAUGAACUGUUCCCACAAUGCUUAGAGAGGGAAGGAGGGCUCACCAGAGGAGGGAUCACAGUGUGUAGUGUGUGUGUGCACUGGUUCCACUGUGCAGUGUGUGUGUGGUUCUGCCUCCCACAGAGGCACCUGGUGAAAGACAUUAACUCCUUAACUCCUCUCUGGAAUAAACAGAAAGGUGUGCUUGUGCUUCAUCUCAACACCGGGUAACCUGUCUGUUUUGAGGGCUUAUGAGUCAAUCACGUGCUUUCAGAAACAAAUAAUAAAGCUCUGGGGAGAGCGUUUCUCCCCCAGCCUCCCAUGGCCUCCCCGCCUGCAUCCUCCGUCCAGGCAUGACCGUCACCCCUAAAAAACACAGAGUUCAGCCUGGUUCCUCCUCUUUCAUCAACACAAGUCCCAGAUCCAGUCCCGCGCAGAUGGAUGAGGUCGAAGGCCUCCGGUCGAAGCCGAUCCCUGAGGACUCCGUGUCGCUGGCUUCCUCUUUGGCUGAGCCCAUCAACCUAGAAGAUUCCCAUUAUACUCAGCUGCAAGGAGAGCUGGAGUCCGACCACCAGAACCUGGAGGCGGGGUCGUGGGGCGUGGCUGUGGACCAGAACUACCUGAAGGCCCUGAACAAAGAGGCUGUUAAGAGACAGGAAGUCAUCUAUGAGUUGAUCCAGACGGAGAUGCACCAUGUACGCACCUUAAAAAUCCUUCUUCAUGUCUACGUGCACGAGUUGAGGCAGUCCAUGCUGAUAGAGGGGGCCCAGAUUGAGAGGCUCUUCCCUGGAGUGGAAGAACUGCUCAACCUCCACCAGGACUUCCUUAACUGCCUCAAAUUACGGAAACACCUAAGUCAAGAGGAGGAAAGUCCGCACAACUACCAGAUCACACAGCUGGGAGAUAUUCUCAACUCUCAGUUUUCAGGUACACGGGGAGAAAGAAUGAUGGCGUGUUACAGUGAAUUCUGCAGUAAUCACAUUGAAACCAUCACCCUCUUCAAAGAGCAGCUGCAGAACAACAAGAAACUGCAGAUCCAUGUUAGGAAAAUAGGUCAGCAUCCCCUUGUGCGACGGUUGGGAAUCCCUGAGUGUUUUCUGUUGGUGACUCAACGCAUCACAAAAUAUCCCGUCCUGGUGGAGAGAAUCAUAAAGAACACUGAAGCUGACACAGACGAGUACAGGUCUCUGGUUCAGGGUUUGGCGCUGAUCAAAGACACCAUCUCGCAGGUGAACGCUCAGGUCAAUGAAUACGAGAAAGCCACUCGUCUGAAAGAGAUCGCCCUUCGUCUGGAGCCAAAAUCUCAGGGCCGGCUGAAGGACGGCCAGCUGCUCCGCAGGGAGGAUCUGAUCCAGGGGAACAGGACACUGAUACACGAAGGCACCUUAACCUGGAAGUCCUCCGGGAGACAAAAAGAAAUCCUUGCUGUGCUGCUGUCAGACAUGCUCCUCCUCUUACAAGAGAAAGAUCAGAAGCUUGUUUUUGCUGCUGUGGAUAACAAACCACCAGUGAUCUCCCUUCAGAGGCUGAUAGUUAGGGAGGUGGCUCAUGAGGACAAAGCCAUGUACCUUAUCUCUGAAUGCACCACCAGCAUGCCGGAGAUGUACGAGAUCCACACGCGCUCCAAAGAGGAAUGCAUCACAUGGACGGCGCUGAUACGAGAAGCGGUGAACUGCUAUCCAGACAAGGAGCUGAACCUUGAACUGACUGCUGCACUGCUACACUUUAAAGAAAAUCUAAAGAUGAGGGAUGAGCUGAUUCUGCAAAGUCUGACAGAGAAGCAGCAGAUCUUCGCUGCCCUCUACGAGACGAUUACGGAGCAGGAAACCCCCCACAAAGGGCUGCUGCUCCGAGGGGACGCCACUGACCUCCAGCAGGGGACGACUCUGCUCAAAGGAGCCAUCAAUGAGGUGGAAAACCUGCAGAACCUGCUCUUCACAAGGAUAAAAGACUCUAACCUUCUUAUGGAUGAGAGUAGGACGGAGGAGGGGCUGCUCUGGCAGGCCGAGACCUUUGGAGUGUCUGAUAGUAACUCUGCUGAAAAUGGAGAUGCAGCUGUCAGCGAGGGGAGUCCCACCACUAGUGACCCUCAGCUCCAGGAGAGUUACAGCUCUGAGAACCUGGAACAGUCUGCUGAUGACGUCACACAGAUGCCAAACUGCAAUUUCGUCUCCAGUGAUUUCUCUGUGGCACAGGAGUAUGACCGGGUGAUACUGCUCGCACAGAGGCUGUACAGCUUAGAAGCAAUAAUCGCCCAGCAGGACAGCCAGAUUGAGCUGCAGCACGCUUUUCAGAUAAAGAGCAAGCAGCAUGCCCGUCAUUACAGCAGUGUGCUGCUGGAGCAGGAGAAGCAGCGCAACUCCGAGAAGCAGAAGGAGAAGCUUGCCAACUUGCACAAGCUGCAGACCCAGCAUCAAGAGGAGCAGCAGCGCUGGGAGAAGGAGAAGGAGCAGCAGAGGAUUCAGAUUGAGACUCUAGAGGCUCAGCUGCAACAGAGGGAGGAGGACUGCCGAGAGUGGGAGGAGAAGCUCAAUGAAGAGAAGGCUGGGCUGGAGAGGCUGAAGGAAGACUAUCAGCAGGACCUGGAGAGGCUGAGGGAGUCCACAAAGUCAGUAGACAAGAACAAGGAGCGUCUAAACCAGGAGAGGGAGCGUCUGGAGCAGCUGCAGGAGAAAAUAAAGAAGCUCUACCCAGGAAACUUUGAUGAUCCAGCACAAUUCUGGACUCUCUCCAGUCACCAGUCGUUCAGGGGAAGCAUAGUGAACGGAGGUGGCAUCUUUACUCCAAAGCCCCACUUGUUGGCGACAAACCCCAACUCCCUGGAAAUUCCCCCAAAGGUUCCACCGCGCCGGGAGAGCAUCAGCCCCCUGCCGGCCAAGCCCGAGCUGCCGCACCACCUGAUCAGCACCACCAACCAGGUGCACAAACCUGGGUCUGUGCAGCAGAAGAUCCCCACCAAGCUGGCUGCUCUGCCCAAGGGAAAGGAGAAAGGCUUCAAGAAGAAGGGGUCCCACCAUAGAACACACAGUGCAGCCUCUAUAGACGUGAGCCAGGUGCUGCCCAUCAGAGUGACCGGGAAAGAAGGAGGAAGUCUGAGAGCCCAAAGUAACAGCAGGCCUCUAAGAAUCUACCAAUCAGACACCUUCAACCCACCAGGAUCUUUCCACGGUGUGAAAGCAUCACAGUCCUUCAGCACGUACAAGAGGAGCAACGAGGCUCCACCACCCCCGCCUCCUUUUCCUAAUGAUAUUCUCGAUACGAGCAAAGAGAAGGUAACAUUCCUUUAAUCGUAAACUACGGGCUGGAGUUUGGAUGAGGCCCCGGCCAUCAGAAAGACUUUUACACAUGGAAAGACUGAUGGGGCUGUUGAAAGACAUUGGACAUGACUUCAUGACGUCCAUGUGUGUCCAGCAUGAAGAGGACAGUUACUUUUAUGAUAUUUUAUCACUAUAAACCAGCUGUUUGCAUUCUGAUUAGCUGGACAAGAAAAAAGAAGCAAAGAAAUACUGAUGGACAGGAUUUAUAAAUAUAUGUACAUUUGUCUUAGAGGUUCAAAAGAAAUGUGAAAAGCUCGACCAACAUGGACAUUUGGGAAGAUAAUAUUUUAAAUGAAGAUGUUACAAAACCUUUUGUUGCCAAAGACUCUGAGAACGUUAUUUUUUUAAUCAUUUUUAUUUGAAAUGGAAGUCGGUUAUUUUUAAGCCUUAGCAUUCAAGUCUUAACUCUGAUGCAUUUUUUUAAUUUAAUGAAUGAUAAAGACGGCGUCUGUUCAAACAUGAGGUGCAAAGCUGAAAGGUUUUGUUUUAGAAUGAAUCAGAUGAUCAUGGAAUUUGUGCUGUGGUCCUGCUCCUCGGUACGUCUUGUAAUCAAAUCAUCGGUUGAAUAGGGUACGUGGAGGAAACUACAUUUUGGCUGUGAAGUUAUUGUUUGUAAAUACUAUCAGCUGUUUUGUGCGCUUCCUGACCAGAGACAGUGACAGAAGGUUGUUUCAGUUUCAAACCAGACCACUGCUGGAAGCAUUUAUGAGAAUGAAAAAGAACUAUUUCUGAAUGACAUUACCUGUUAAAUAAUGUUCUGGCAUGAUUUAACGUUUAACAUCAUGUUGAUGAUUGACCGCUGUCUCCUUUUGGUUCCAUUUACAAUUUUCCCAACUAAUGGGUCACGGAAUAAAAAGAUGGUUGACUUGACAGCCUUGAGUUUUUAUUGGAUCGACUCCAUGUGGCUGAAGAAAACCUAAAAUUGUUUCAAAGAUCAUGAACACGAGGUGAUGUCGAGGUGCGUUGGGCUAGCUUUAAAAACUAAACUUAACAGAGCCUCACAUUCAAGCAGGAAAUUGGAAUAAUAUGUGAUUUAAAAUCAGGAAUACUGAUUUUAUACAUGAAGACAUAAAACAAGCAUGGUAAUGGGUCAGAUAGUGAUCCAGUAUGUGAACAGCCUUUCACUCUGAGUGACUGGGCCGAGGCAACAAGGAGGCUCUUUGUCAGACUGUUUAUUCCUGUACUCUUAACCGCAGCGGAUAUUUUUCACAGCUGGAUCGUCAUGAAGAAAAGAAACAUUCAGACUCAGAAACCACUGCAAGGGGCUGAUUUGUGUUCGGCAUCAAGAUAUCCCAAAACUAACACUUACAGCAUCCUAACUGAAGCUGUUGAGAGGUCUUUCAAACUAAUCACAUACCAAUCAAAACCUGUAAACUAGAGUAUUAAUUGUGCAAUAAAAACCAAA